Molecule: messenger RNA, 1620 nt
Organism: Malurus melanocephalus (red-backed fairy wren)
Lineage: Eukaryota; Metazoa; Chordata; Aves; Passeriformes; Maluridae
Gene: CPQ
Product: carboxypeptidase Q
Exons: 8
Coding region: 102-1511 (469 amino acids)
Biological process (GO): thyroid hormone generation; peptide catabolic process; proteolysis
Molecular function (GO): metallodipeptidase activity
Source: RefSeq, a predicted model, not a curated record
UCCUUCCCCCGUCCGCAGCCGGCUGGGGUCGGGGCUGUGUCGGUGCUGUCUCCCGAUCUGCACGGGGCAGGCCAUCUGUGRAAAAGAAGAAAGAGGAAAAAAUGAAACACUUAUUCUUGAUAUUUCUCAUGAAUUUAUUACACCAGUAUGCUGGCAAAUCUUUGAGAAGAGAUGGCAGUUACCUGAAAUCAUUUGAAGACAUUAAGAAUGAGAUAGCUGGCUAUACUAAUGUUGCCAAGGCUAUUAUUGAUCUUGCUGUUCAUGGAAAGGCUCAGAACAGAUCCUACGAAAGAUUAGCAGUUUUUGUUGACACCAUAGGACCUAGACUCAGUGGUUCAAAAAACUUAGAGGCAGCCAUCGAAUAUAUGUACAGUGCCCUGCAGAAAGAUGGGCUGGAAAAUGUGCAUCUGGAGCCUGUGAAAGUACCACACUGGGAAAGAGGAGAAGAGUUUGCAGUGAUGCUGGAACCAAGGAAUCAUAGCAUUGCUAUUUUGGGACUUGGGAACAGUAUUGCAACUCCUCCAGAAGGAAUUACAGCGGAGGUCAUAGUGGUGGCCUCAUUUGAUGAACUGCACAAAAGAGCUCAGGAGGCCAAGGGAAAGAUUGUUGUCUACAAUGAACCUUUCAUCAGUUAUGGUGAAACRGUGCAAUACAGGGUACGGGGAGCAGUGGAAGCUGCUAAAGUUGGAGCAGUGGCAUCCCUCAUUAGAUCUAUUGCUUCUUUUUCUAUUCACAGCCCACAUACCGGGGGACAGAGUUACCAGCCUGAUGUACCCAAAAUUCCCACUGCUUGCAUCUCUGUGGAAGAUGCUGAAAUGAUGUCACGAAUGUCUCUGCGGGGCACUAAGAUUGUUGUGCACCUGAAGAUGGGAGCUAAGACUUAUCCAGACUCUCCAUCCUUUAACACUGUGGCAGAGAUAGUUGGAAGCAAGUACCCAGAGCAGGUUGUAUUGGUCAGUGGACAUCUGGACAGCUGGGACGUUGGGCAGGGAGCUAUGGAUGAUGGUGGUGGAGCAUUUAUAUCAUGGGAAGCAYUGUCACUCAUUAAGGAUCUGGGACUUCGUCCAAAAAGGACUCUGCGCUUGGUGCUAUGGACAGGAGAAGAGCAAGGAGGAGUAGGUGCCGGGCAAUACUAUCAGUUGCACAAGGAAAAUAUCUCCAACUUUGACAUCGUUAUGGAGUCUGAUGAGGGCACCUUCAAGCCAUCUGGUCUGGGUUUUUCUGGCAGUGCUGAAGCCCGGGACAUCGUGAAAGAGAUCAUGACUCUGCUGCAGCCCAUCAAUGCUACGGAUGUUUACAACAACGCGGAUGGAACUGACAUCGCCUACUGGAUGAGAGACGGGGUGCCUGGUGCCAGCUUGCAUGAUGACAUCAAUAAAUACUUCUGGUUUCAUCAUUCUCAAGGGGACACGAUGACAGUUCAGGAUCCAAACCAGAUGAAUCUCUGUGCUGCUGUUUGGACUGUUGUCUCCUAUGUAAUUGCUGACAUGGAGGAGAUGUUGCCAAGGUAAUAAAACAGCAAGAAAGAAGAUUUCUGUUCUUCAGUAAAGGUUGUUAGUCCACUAAUACAUGUGGGCUACAGCUGUGGUAAAUUCUGUUAAUCUUGGUUAUUAUUAUUAU